Messenger RNA from Papaver somniferum (opium poppy), 2069 nucleotides. Its product is annotated as putative beta-glucosidase 41. Bases 294 to 1814 code for a protein of 506 amino acids. The transcript has 13 exons. The record is from RefSeq and is a predicted model, not a curated record. Gene Ontology annotation, biological process: carbohydrate metabolic process. Gene Ontology annotation, molecular function: beta-glucosidase activity. NCBI's taxonomy places the organism in Eukaryota, Viridiplantae, Streptophyta, Magnoliopsida, Ranunculales, Papaveraceae.
UCAGAAACCAAAUUUAUUGUCAUCCUGUAACCUUCUUCUUCUUAUCCUACGCCACCCCUCUCCCCAUCCCCAAGGCGCAAAGUCCAUGUCCACCACCUCCUAGCGUGCACUCAAAGGAAAGACUUAUAAAUCUUUACACCUAAAUAAACCCAGACAGGAAAGUUCACGCACAAGGGUGACUGUUACCAAUCCUGUUUUUCUUCCAAUUUCCUCAAUCAAGGCACUCCCAACACUUAUAUUUAAACUUGUCAGAAAUGACAAAUUUUCAUUUCAUUUCUUGAAGGAAUUCUGCAAUGAAAAUCAUUUUACUCUUGUUAUCAAUACUACCUAAUAUCUUUGCAAUAUCAGCAACGUCAAUCAGUAGAGCAGAUUUUCCAAAUGGGUUCGUCUUUGGAACAGCUUCUUCAGCUUACCAGUUUGAAGGAGGAGUUAAUGAAGGGAACAAAGGAGCUAGCAUAUGGGAUACUUUCACCAAACAAAGACCAGGAAGAAUCGUGGAUUUCAGUAACGGAGACAUAGCAGUUGAUCAGUAUCAUCGUUUUAAGGAUGAUGUCAACUUAAUGAAGGACUUGGGAGUGGACGCUUAUAGAUUUUCAAUAUCAUGGUCGCGGAUAUUUCCCAAUGGAACUGGAGAACCGAAUCCGGAAGGAAUAGAAUACUACAACAACCUUAUAGAUGCUUUGCUGGUAAAAGGAAUAAAACCAUAUGUCACUCUCUAUCACUGGGACCUUCCACAGGCACUUGAAGAUAGAUAUGAUGGAUGGCUGAGCAAUCAGAUAAUAGAAGACUUCAAUCGGUAUGCUUAUACCUGCUUUGAAGCUUUUGGCGAUAGAGUGCAAUACUGGAUCACCUUCAACGAGCCUCAUGGAUUUGCACUUCAGGGUUAUGACAGUGGUCUUCAAGCCCCGGGGAGGUGCUCCAUUCUGGGCCGCUUAUUAUGUAAGAAGGGGAAAUCAUCAACUGAACCAUAUAUUGUUGGUCACAAUAUCCUCUUAUCUCAUGCUACUGUAUAUCGUACUUACCAACUUUAUUUCAAGAAAAGACAGAGGGGAAAAAUUGGAAUAGCUCUUGAUUCCAAAUGGUAUGUACCGGUAAAUGAUGUUGAUGAGGACAGAGAUGCUGCACAAAGGGCGAUGGAUUUUGGGCUUGGAUGGUUCUUUGAUCCCCUAUACUAUGGCGAAUAUCCUCUCUCGAUGCGGAAGCUGGUAGGUGAGAGAUUGCCAAAGAUCACAGCCGAGACGUCCAGAUUGUUGUUGGGGUCAUUCGAUUUUCUGGGCCUAAAUCAUUACACUACAUUAUAUGCAAGAAAUGACCGAUCUAGGAUCAUGAAAAUGUUACUACAAGAUGCUACAUCUGAUGCUGCGGUCAUCACGUCGUCAUAUCGGCAUGGAAUAGCAAUAGGAGAUAAAGCUGCCUCCAACUGGCUGCAUAUAGUACCAUGGGGCAUAAGGCAAAUAGCAAAUUAUGUGAAGGAUAAGUACAACAAUCCACCAGUUAUUAUAACUGAAAACGGUAUGGAUGAUCCUAAUAGUCAUUCGACAACCUUAACUACUGCUUUACAAGAUGAUAAGAGGAUUAACUUCCACAGAGAUUAUCUUUCAAAUUUAUCUGCUGCAAUAAGGCAAGAUGGCUGCAACAUAAACGGUUAUUUCGUAUGGUCACUACUAGAUAACUGGGAAUGGAACUUUGGCUACACUGUUCGAUUUGGUCUCUACUUUGUGGACUACAAAAACAACUUGACAAGGAUCCCAAAGUCAUCCGUUCAGUGGUUCAAAGGUGUCCUUAAACAGCCAGAAUCUUAUUCAGCUAUUUAAAUAUAUGUCUUUUUGAGUCUCAUAUAAACCACAUUCUUAAAAGUUCACAAUCAUUAGGGACAUGUAUACAAGAUCUUGUAGUAGAACAUCAACCAUGAACAGACACGGUUGGGUUUGUAAAGAAAUUUCACACACGAUCAAUUGAAAGGUCAAGCACAAACACAAAAUUGUAUAGUCUGAAAAUAAAAGAAUGGUCCAGGUUAUCUGAUCCUCAAUACAUUACAUAAUUAACACAACAUCUCAGAUUGUUUCAAA